Molecule: messenger RNA, 1605 nt
Organism: Cottoperca gobio
Lineage: Eukaryota; Metazoa; Chordata; Actinopteri; Perciformes; Bovichtidae
Product: lysophosphatidic acid receptor 6
Exons: 2
Coding region: 137-1312 (391 amino acids)
Biological process (GO): phospholipase C-activating G protein-coupled receptor signaling pathway; positive regulation of Rho protein signal transduction
Cellular component (GO): plasma membrane
Molecular function (GO): G protein-coupled receptor activity
Source: RefSeq, a predicted model, not a curated record
GUUUUGGUCUUGAGAUCCUGGUUUCGUAAAUUAAAUCAGUACGAAAAUUUUAAAAGGCGGGAAUAAUCUACGCAAUAGAUACAAAAUAUGCACAAAAUGUGGAUGUGUAGAAAUAUAUCCGAAGCUGGAAUGUAAAAUGUCUCUCCUAAACAGGUCUACAGAAAGUAGUAGAGGCCUACAUGAAGACAACGACAAAGACGACAAAGAGCGAGAGAGAGCGAGAGAGAUUAGUCAACUUCCUGUGCUGAAUCUCACACACCUAGAGUGUGACAGGGAUAGCAGUGUGUCAGUAUGCUGGGGUAACACACACUCCCCUUCCUCUGCCUCUUGGUCUUCACCUCUUUUGAUCAUCCGACAGGUCAUUAUGUCCAACAACAGCUCCAAUGUCUGCCACAACGACAGUGCAGGACACAACGACAUUUUCCGUGCUUGCAUAUACUCCUUCAUCUCCAUUGUGGGUCUCAUUUUUAAUCUUCUAGCACUGGUCUUUUUCUUCAGUCACACCAAAUCCAGAUCACAAACCAUUGUCUACAUGACUAACCUGUCCAUAGCAGAUGUACUGCUCAUCCUCACGCUGCCCAUGAGGAUCUGCUACUAUCUGGGAGUUCUUGACCUUUCUCAGUGGAUGUGUGAGGUCCUUGGUUUGGUCCUAAAGGCUAACAUGUAUGGAAGCAUUUUUCUCCUUACUUGCAUGUGCUUUGACCGUUGCAUGGCUGUCACCUUCCCUAUGUCACAUUUUGUCCAGGAAGGGAGAAAGAAAGCGCCGCUGGUUUGUUUCGGGAUAUGGAUACUCACCUUUGGUGCCAGCCUGCCCAUCUACCUUUCCAAGCGCAAAGAAGUUUUCCAUAAAGAUUGUUUUGAUAGUCUGCCAGUCUAUGCCACAAACCCUGCGGUGGUUUUACCCACUCUGUUUGUGGGGUUUGGGAUCCCGCUAGUAAUCAUGCUGAUCUGCUCCUUGUUUUUGAUCCACGCUGUCCGACGAAGCUCUGUGGCCCAGACCAACCUGGUGGACAGCGGAAAGAUCCAGAGGAUGAUUGCCACCAGCAUCCUUAUUUUCCUACUCAGCUUCCUCCCUUACCAUGUCAUCCUGGCUCUCCUCUCUCUUCACAGAGAAGAUAUAUCUUGCCCCAUGCAGGUUGCAUACCGCUACAGCCUGAUGCUGGCAUGUCUCAACACAGUACUAGAUCCAAUUGCGUACUAUUUCACCACGGACACCUUCAGGAGGAACAUAGAAGUAAGUGCCGUUCGGAUGCUGUUUCCUUUGAAUAGUCAAAGUUCUGAUGUGAACAGGAGCAGAAUGCCUAACAGCUAAAGGACUGAUGAAGAACUCAGCAGACGCUGCCAUCAAACACCUUCAAAGCUGACUUUCAACAAAACAUUCCAUAUUUCACCUCAGGUGACUGAGGUGAAUUUGUUUUGCCACCAAACAAAUAGAGCUUCCCUCUGGAGUGUCCACAAGCCAAAACAUUGAUUUACAAACCCUAUGACUAUAUACUAUAGAGUAUUAAUAUUGUUUGUGUUGAGUACAAUUAAACUAUUAUCUUUUAUUGCAAUAUAUAUGCAUUUUUCAAAAUGUUGCUUAGCCAAUAAAUGCUAAAAUAUCAA